Molecule: messenger RNA, 480 nt
Organism: Asparagus officinalis (garden asparagus)
Lineage: Eukaryota; Viridiplantae; Streptophyta; Magnoliopsida; Asparagales; Asparagaceae
Product: transcription repressor OFP8-like
Exons: 1
Coding region: 1-480 (159 amino acids)
Biological process (GO): negative regulation of DNA-templated transcription
Source: RefSeq, a predicted model, not a curated record
AUGUCUUCGACUCGCAGAAAGUUCCACGUCAGACAGCCAGCCAUCGUCGACAUUGGCUGCAACUGCAGAAAACCAAAGCUCUCGUAUUUCUUUCCCAAGCAAAGAAAAACCCAUACAAAUUACCCAAGCAUUUUCUCUCCUUCAACAGAGAGCAUCACAACCACAACCAACACUAGCUCCUCAUUCUCUCCUUCAAAUGUUACUUCACCGCCUUCACAAGCCUUCUUGAGCCCAAAACAGAGUAAGAGGAAGAAGGGAGUGGUUGAGGAUAGUGUUGCUGUAGAGAAAGAGAGCUCUGAUCCCUAUUUAGAUUUCAGGGAUUCGAUGCUGCAGAUGAUAGUUGAGAAGGAGAUUUACAGUUGGGAUGAUCUUAAAGAGCUGCUGCAUUUGUUUUUGUCCCUCAAUUCUCCUCGCCAUCACCCUCAAAUUCUUCAGGCCUUUGCCGAGAUUUGGAAUGGGGUAUUCUCACCGGGGAGUUGA